AUGGAUAAACUCAAACUGUUAGUUAUCGGAAAAUCUACAAAACUACAUUGUUUCAAAGGCAUUCGACAAGAAAACCUUGGUGUCAAAUAUGCUGCUAUCGAUGGUGCCAAAUGCCAUUCAAACUGUGAACUUACUAAUAUCAACCUUCGUUUUUUACCACCCAAUACAACACCUUAUUUACAACCAUAUGAUGCUGGAUUAAUACACUCAUUUAAAGCUUAUUAUCGUAAAUUGUAUCUUUUAAAUAUUAUCGAUGCUAUUAAUAGUAAUAAAGAAAUAAGUCACAUUAACCUUUUGCAAGCAAUCAGGUAA
Messenger RNA from Dentiscutata erythropus, 312 nucleotides. The record is from the annotation of a GenBank genome assembly. Lineage: Eukaryota; Fungi; Glomeromycota; Glomeromycetes; Diversisporales; Gigasporaceae.